This is a messenger RNA of Prionailurus viverrinus (fishing cat), 1937 nucleotides long. It is a transcript of the gene LDHA, whose product is annotated as lactate dehydrogenase A. The transcript is spliced from 8 exons. The record is from RefSeq and is a predicted model, not a curated record. Gene Ontology annotation, cellular component: cytoplasm. Bases 262 to 1347 code for a protein of 361 amino acids. Gene Ontology annotation, biological process: carboxylic acid metabolic process. Gene Ontology annotation, molecular function: L-lactate dehydrogenase (NAD+) activity. NCBI's taxonomy places the organism in Eukaryota, Metazoa, Chordata, Mammalia, Carnivora, Felidae.
AUCUCCGCCCCAUCUUCUGGGGCUGGAGGAAGGAGUGAGUGCGCAUGAGCAGAGGUUUUUUUGUUGUUGUUGUUGUUGUUGUUGUUUUUAACAUCCUACGGCGUCGCGGUGGUUCCAAGAGGCAUUUAUGGGAACCUUCCUCACAUAUCUCUCUACUGUUUUUGAGGGUUUGCAGGACUGGUGAUUGGAGUACAUUUGGGCAGGCAGUCACAGCGAUUUUGUGUGAGGAAAGGCAGCCCCGCUUGGGGUUAAUAAAUCAAGAUGAGUGAGUCCUCAGGAAGUUAUACUUACACCCAAACGUCAAUAUUAUUUUUCCACGCCAAGAUUCCUUUUGCUUCUAAGUCCAAUAUGGCAACUCUCAAGGAUCAACUGAUUCAGAAUCUUCUUAAGGAAGACCAUACCCCCCAGAAUAAGAUUACAGUUGUUGGGGUUGGUGCUGUUGGCAUGGCUUGUGCCAUCAGUAUCUUAAUGAAGGACUUGGCAGAUGAACUUGCUCUUGUUGAUGUCAUGGAAGACAAAUUGAAGGGAGAGAUGAUGGAUCUCCAGCAUGGCAGCCUAUUCCUUAGAACACCAAAAAUUGUCUCUGGCAAAGACUAUAAUGUGACUGCAAACUCCAAGCUGGUUAUUAUCACAGCUGGGGCACGUCAGCAAGAGGGAGAGAGCCGUCUUAAUUUGGUCCAGCGUAAUGUGAACAUCUUUAAGUUCAUCAUUCCUAAUGUUGUAAAAUACAGCCCAAACUGCAAGUUGCUUGUUGUUUCCAAUCCAGUGGAUAUCUUGACCUAUGUGGCUUGGAAGAUUAGUGGCUUUCCCAAAAACCGUGUUAUUGGAAGUGGUUGCAAUCUGGAUUCAGCCCGGUUCCGUUACCUAAUGGGGGAAAGGCUGGGAGUUCACGCAUUAAGCUGUCAUGGGUGGGUCCUUGGAGAGCAUGGAGACUCUAGUGUGCCUGUAUGGAGUGGAGUAAAUGUUGCUGGUGUCUCCCUGAAGAAUCUGCACCCUGACUUAGGCACUGAUGCAGAUAAGGAAAAGUGGAAAGAGGUUCACAAACAGGUGGUUGACAGUGCCUAUGAGGUGAUCAAACUGAAAGGCUACACUUCCUGGGCCAUUGGACUGUCUGUGGCAGAUUUGGCAGAAAGCAUAAUGAAGAAUCUUAGGCGGGUGCAUCCAAUUUCCACCAUGAUUAAGGGUCUCUAUGGAAUAAAAGAUGAUGUCUUCCUUAGUGUUCCUUGCAUCUUGGGACAGAAUGGAAUCUCAGACGUUGUGAAGGUGACCCUGACUCCUGAGGAAGAGGCCCGUUUGAAGAAGAGUGCAGAUACACUCUGGGGGAUCCAAAAAGAGCUGCAGUUUUAACGUUUUCUAAUGUUGUACCACUUCACUGUCUAGACUACAACAGGAUUUUUAGUUGGCGGUUGUGUAUAUUGUCCUUAUUAUCUGAUCCUUAUUCAAGUAAUAAUAUUAAAAAUGGCCUAGGAAAAACAUCAGUUUCCUAAGUUACAAAUAGGAAUGGUUCACAAAACCUUGCGGCUACAUCCUGAUGCUGGACGGUACCCAUCUUGCCUCGUCCUAAGUUGGUUAACUUAAAAUAGUUCCACCACCUCAGAGACACCACUGCCAAUGUGGCAUAUGCUGCAGUUGCUAUUCAAACCAGACGUGUAUUUACUGCGUGUUGUAUUACUUCUGGUUCCUUCACCCAACAUGCCUAGACCAACUUUUUUUUUUUUUCUCUAGCCAAUCACCUCCUGGGAUCUAAUGUAUAAAUUCAGUAUUGCAUGUAUUGUGCAUAACUGUUCUAAAGGAUCUUAUUUUGUGUCCUAUAUAAGUCAGAAUAUAGUGUACAUUGCCAUAUAAUGUAAAAAGAAAGAUCUACGUAUAAACAACGCAACCAACUAUCUAAGUGUCAUACCAACCAACUAAAAUAUCAAAUAAACUUUGAACAGUGA